AUGUAUAUUGAGCUAAAUGCGCAAUGUGGGCUUCGCCCUCAUCAAGCAAAACGUAGAAAUUCUUCCAAAUAUCCUUUAGGGAAAGAAUUUGAGGUUAUUGGCAGACGUAUUCCGGAACACUUGCUUGCUAAGCAGCAUAAACUACUUUUAGCAUGGUCGGAAGGAGUUUCGCCCCCGAUUCAUCCGGCAAUUCUCUUCACAUAUGCCAGAUUCAUGGCUCAUGUUCGUUCACCACUUCGAUUCAUGGCUCAUGUUCGUUCACCACUUCGUGACGCUCACAAUGCUUCUGCUCAGCUAUAUCGACAAGUACCCGUGAUAUUCGGUGCGGCUGGCGCAGUGCCUGCAAGUCGCCUAGCUCCACCCAUUAGCGGAUCAUUCCUGGCGUACUGCCAAGAACGCUACAAAUAUUUGGAAUAUACGUUGCCAAGUCCCGUACCCCAAGCUGUGCAAUAUUGGAACCUUGUCAAAACUGCUAAAAAUAAAUCAGUUGAACUUAGCUUCAAAUGGCAGUAA
Strongylus vulgaris is the source of this 513-nucleotide messenger RNA. The record is from the annotation of a GenBank genome assembly. Lineage: Eukaryota; Metazoa; Nematoda; Chromadorea; Rhabditida; Strongylidae.